AUGGUGGUUCUUUCCCUUUUAGAGAACAUCAAGGACGCGGCGUCGCGCCUGAUACCAACACCGUAUAAGGACAUCGUGGUGGAGGCCACGCAGCCGCAGCUGUCCAUGCCACGUGAAGAAUCCGUGUCGUUUCUGUGCAGGAGCGCGAACAGCGACAGUGAAGCUGCGGGAGACGUGGUGCAGGCCGUGCGUCAACGCAUCACUGAGAGUGAUGCCAAGGUGCAAUUUUUAACGGUCCUCGUCCUUGACGCGUUAGUGAAGAACUGCGAUGCUACCGUGCAUCUUGCGGUGGCCUCACAGAAGGGAUUGCUGCGGGAUCUGCAGAACAUCGCCACACGAGUGCCGUGCGUCACUGAAAAGGAGCGCAUGGCAAGGGAGGCCGCCCUGGCACUCAUUUUAAACCUCUCCAUUUGGUUUACUGGUCACCCGGAUGGGCGACUAUACAUAUUGACGACGAUCAGCGAUGAUGUGCGGCAUGCGAUAGGCCCGAACGCGUUUGAAAAUGUUGACCCGGACACUAACACGCAAAUAACUCUCGCAGCAAACCGCCGGCAACAGCGACGUAGGCCUGAGGCCCCCGGGCAGGCGAGGCAACCGAGACAGCAGCAGCAGCGGCGGUGGCGGCAGGAAGGACCCGUUGUAGACGCCGUGGGUGUCAACUACCCAAAAGAGGAGGAGCUUGCCGCCAUGUUGGACUGCUGCAUGACUCUGGCAGAGUAUUUGAACAACGCAAAGGUUCUACCGGAUGGCUCCAUUGAGGCCGAUGAUGUUAUUCGCGGGUUUCGUGAGAAAAUCGUGGAGGACCACAAGCUGGUGACGGUGCUUCUCAGCUCUGACCUCAAGCUCGACAACCGCGACGUUCUGCGUGAUGUCUCCGAUGGCCAAGUCGCCCUCCUCCGUCGGAUGGAGACGGACGUGCUGCUGAGUCGAAACCAAACUUCCCCGCCGAGUCGAGCCGCCGACGUGGCCGCGACGGAAAUGUACCGCCCCCAGGUGGUGACCCCUACCCCUCCGGCCGCUGCCAUGGAGCAAGGGACCGGCAUAGCGACGGCGACAAACCCAACGGCGCCCCAAGUGGAGUCUGCUGCAGUUUCCACAGCCCUAGCGAUGGCACCGCCAGAAGCUGUAAACGCGGUGGAGGAGUCUAAGCCGUCUGCUGUGCAAGAGACGACAAAGGCGGUGGAGGACCUUUUCGUGGCUGCACCUGCACAUGCCAACUUUGCGGAUCCGCCACAAGCCAAGACCGAUGCGGAGGCCCCAUUACCAACAUUAACUGCCUCCGAAGGGAACGCGGCGGAGGCGGUAGUGGAAGAAGGGCGACAACCCCAGCGAGGACAGGAGAGGACAAAAGACCAACCGGGUCAGCAAGAGAAGGCAAAGGAAGAGAAGACUUCGCAAAGCACUGGCGGUGAGGAUGACUUUGAUGCCUUUUUGGAAGAGCGUUUGCUCAAAUAA
This is a messenger RNA of Trypanosoma conorhini, 1455 nucleotides long. RefSeq lists its product as uncharacterized. Gene Ontology annotation, molecular function: phosphatidylinositol binding; ubiquitin binding. Gene Ontology annotation, biological process: protein transport to vacuole involved in ubiquitin-dependent protein catabolic process via the multivesicular body sorting pathway. The record is from RefSeq and is a predicted model, not a curated record. Bases 1 to 1455 code for a protein of 484 amino acids. Lineage: Eukaryota; Euglenozoa; Kinetoplastea; Trypanosomatida; Trypanosomatidae. The transcript has a single exon.